Ruditapes philippinarum (Manila clam) is the source of this 3255-nucleotide messenger RNA. RefSeq lists its product as uncharacterized. Bases 120 to 2216 code for a protein of 698 amino acids. Gene Ontology annotation, molecular function: protein binding. NCBI's taxonomy places the organism in Eukaryota, Metazoa, Mollusca, Bivalvia, Venerida, Veneridae. The record is from RefSeq and is a predicted model, not a curated record. The transcript has 2 exons.
AAAACCAAAAGAGGAAGUAGAAAUACUUAAACAAUUCCAACUUUUAAUCUUGUCAAACAGAAAGUCAAUACCAUUUCUUGAUUAUUUUCACUAAAUAGUAUCUAAUCCAACUUUCAAAAAUGUUUCAAGAACCUGACUACAGAGAAAAUCUAUCAUUGAUGUUAUCAGAGGUUUUACAUGACAUUGGUGUCAAUGAAAGAAUAGUGAUGAUAAGUAGAAUACAAAACAUGCUGAUGGAGACUAUGGACUAUAUCACAGACAGGUUAAAUGAUGAAAAUGGAACUGUAUAUUAUCUAGGGAGUCGGAGUGAAGGUACAACUACUUUAGGACUAAAUUCAGACAUUGAUGCACUUAACUGUGUAAAUGAUUUCAAUUUAAUACAAGACUGGUCAGAGUGGGAACAUGGCAAGAAAAACUACUUUAUGAUACAGGAUGAGAACACUACCCCUGGUUACUGUUUCUUACAACUGCUCCGAUAUGAUGAACCUCUUCCUGUCACUUUCAUUCCUAAUGAUGACUAUAUAUCUGAUACAAGUGGAAGAAUUUUGUUAAAAAACACAAUAAUGCAUGGUGUUAUUAAGGGUGCUGUAGAUCAUGGUCCAUCAAAUGCUUUAAUAGGACAACAAGGAGCAUGUGAUACAGACUAUGUGUUGGCUUAUCCUUGUAAAUCAUGGCCUCAAUCAGCAUCAGGUUGGUUAGGGAGACAAGGUAUAGGAAGAUGGCCAACACAAGAUAUGAGAAGACAUGCAACUAGUACUAGAUGUUUUGUUGUUCCAACUGGAAGUAAGAUCAGUGAAUAUCCUGAACUUGAAUGGAGAAUAUCUACAUCCCUGGCAGAAAGAUGUGUUAUGUUAAACCUAAAUAUAACACAAAUAAGGUGCUGUGUAUUAUUGAAAAUGAUUCUUAAAUACUUCCUAAAUCCUCAAGCGGAAAUUAAUAUAUCAAGUUUUAUGUGUAAAACAGUUCUACUACAUUGUAUAGAAAACACAGAGCCAAGUAUAUGGAAAGAAAACAAUUUAUUUACAUGUUUAACAUACUGCUUAUUAGAAUUACACAGCUGUGUACAGAAUGACAGUUGUUCACAUUUCAUUAUCCAAGAAAACAAUUUGAUGGCAGGGCAAUUUACAGAUGAAACAAAACAUGAACUUUCAAAAUAUAUAACUGAAUUUAUACAGAAUGAUGGGCAUGGAUUACUUAGAAUGGAUUUCGAUGAUCUUGGUCAAAGACUGCAAGUUAAACUGAACAUGGUACCACAUGGAGGAUACAAUUUUCGUUCUUCUCUUGAAAUAUAUGAAAUAAAUUUAAGCUCAUUAUAUCAAAACAUUGCAACACAUGUAGGUGGAUGUAAUGUACUUGUUUUAGAACAUUUACACAAUCAAAACAUUAGAAAAAUGAAGCAAUCUGUUUGUAAACUAAUGACCUUCAGUGAUAAUAGAUUACAACAUGCUGCAUUCAAGUUUCUAGCACCUUUUAUUUUUACCACAAAUGGAUCUGUCAUGGCAUCAUCCAGUAUUGGUGAAAAUAACCAAGUGUCACCUGAAUCAUUGCUUUGGCUAUCAGCUGGUUUAAACUCAGAUAUCUCAUCUAGCAGACUUAAAUUGGCUUCAGUAUUCUACAGUACAAGAGAUAUGGAGAAAGCUGAACUAAUUCUGAGGCACACUAAACAACAAUAUUACUCUUAUCCUGUUAUACCUAUCUGUCGCUGCUGGCAAAAGCCUCCAACACAAGUAACAGCAGAAUUCAUGAGGGCUUGUAUUGAGGAAAGUGACAACAGUAUCAACCAUCUUACAUCAUUUUGUGUCAGUUUUAUACAGAAAGAAAUCAACUGUGUCCCUCAUGAACUACAAUAUGAAAUGUUCAGAUCUACACAGGAUGACAUGAUACACAGAGAACUUUAUCAUGACUUUUGGAUGGACUGGGCUGUAGUUGAUUCUCUACCUUUCCUGUACUUCCUACAAUAUAAAGUCUAUCGUCAUCUACAAAGACAUCAAGACCAACAACAAGCACUUAAUAAACUUAUAAGUACCAUAGAAAUAGAUAAAAAUCUUGGACAUAGAGAAACAGCUCUAAACAUUUUAGGGCAAUGUAUGGAACAAGAAAACAGACCUCAACAAGCAUUAAAAUGCUACCUGCUUUCUCUUCAACAAAGGGCAAGAAACAAUGUAGCAAACGUCCAUAUAUGUAAGCUUCUUUGUAGGGUAUUGACUGACCGAUAAAACAUGUGGUCAAAAGCAGACAGUAUAAAGACUUGAAUUUCUAUUGAUCAAAAUCAAAAUUCUUGCGUGUAGAAAUAAACCUUUUUUUCCUGUUAUUAUUUUUAUAGGUUUGUCUAGUCACACUUGUAUGUUCAUUUUCAUUUUCAUUAAUUAAUGACAAAAAUUAUAAGUAAAAUUCAAUCAUCUGACCUAGACAGUCAUGGUCAUAUCUGAAUCAUUUAACACGUCGUCCGUUGAUCACACGUGUUGUUUUGUCCCCUUAAGAAUCAAAUCCAUACAUAAAACAAAAUUUUGACAACUUAACCAAAAUUCAAUAAUUUAACCAAUAAGGUCAAGCUCUUGCAUGAGCCAAGGUCAAUUUUCGUAUGAUUUUGCUUUGUCUGGAGUUAAUCCAUUCAUAAAUAAAAAAGUAUAAGCUUGUAACAGGAAAAACAAGAAUGCAUAUGUGUUUGUUCAAAACAAAUGCACCGAACUCAGAUUCUUGUCAGUAAUAAUUUUUCAGUUAUGGACAGAAAAGUUCCUGAAAACAUUGUUACUAUAUACAAAUAAUUUGAGUCUUGACAUUUUGUAGUUGUGAAAAUAAAAUUGUCGAAUCAUUGCUAUGACUUGUGAUGAGGUUGAAAAAUAUGUAACUUUAUCAAACAUAUUUAAAUGCAAGACUUCACCUUGACCCCAGUGACCCCAAACUCCAACAACUUUAAGUAUGUUCAUUGUAAAUAUGAGACAUUGUUAAAAAAUUAAAGGCUGUAUAAAAAUGUGUAAAAAUCUAUUGUCAGCACAAGUGGCACUGACCUUGUGACUCGCAGCACUGGACCAUCCAAAGCAUGUGCGUCCAAAUAUGAAAAACAUCAGUCUAUAAAUAAAGGCUGCAUAAGCCAAUGUGAAAAAUCUUUCCUUUAUUUUGCACCCUUGACCCACUGACCUCAUACUCAAUCCAAAAGAAGAAGACUAUGCAAAUAUGAAAGACAUCUGUCCAUUUAUAAGUUCUGUAUGGGCAAAAGAGUGAUAAAUAAUUUUCAGCACUGGUGAACUGACCCCA